Messenger RNA from Apaloderma vittatum (bar-tailed trogon), 977 nucleotides. RefSeq names its product ubiquitin-conjugating enzyme E2K (gene UBE2K). Gene Ontology annotation, biological process: proteasome-mediated ubiquitin-dependent protein catabolic process; protein polyubiquitination. The transcript is spliced from 7 exons. The annotation marks the transcript as partial. NCBI's taxonomy places the organism in Eukaryota, Metazoa, Chordata, Aves, Trogoniformes, Trogonidae. Gene Ontology annotation, cellular component: nucleus. The record is from RefSeq and is a predicted model, not a curated record. Gene Ontology annotation, molecular function: protein binding; ubiquitin conjugating enzyme activity.
UCACGGUACCUGGUUCCCCGGGCACUCUGGGAGGCCGGUGGUGGCCGGCCAGGGAAGCGCUCUGCUUUCCGGGCGUCACCAGAGAAGUUCCGAUCAGUUCGAGGGAAUGUAUCGCAGCGUUUGCAGGGUUGCAUCAGUGCAGCUUUUGCUGCGUCCGUAUCCGAGUUGUUGGGUGUCAGCCAGAUGGGUUUUAAUGGUCGUGUCGUCACUGUCGUCCUACUUGGGAUGUUGUUGCAGACGAGCAAAAAUCAAAUUAAAGUAGAUCUUGUAGAUGAGAAUUUUACAGAAUUAAGAGGAGAAAUAGCAGGACCUCCGGACACACCAUAUGAAGGUGGAAGGUAUCAACUAGAGAUAAAAAUUCCAGAAACAUAUCCAUUUAAUCCUCCUAAGGUGCGAUUUAUCACCAAAAUAUGGCAUCCCAAUAUUAGUUCGGUCACUGGCGCCAUUUGUUUGGAUAUUCUGAAAGAUCAAUGGGCAGCAGCAAUGACUCUAAGAACAGUGUUGUUAUCACUGCAAGCAUUGUUGGCAGCUGCAGAGCCAGAUGAUCCCCAAGAUGCAGUAGUGGCAAACCAGUACAAACAAAAUCCAGAAAUGUUUAAACAGACAGCUCGACUUUGGGCACAUGUGUAUGCUGGAGCACCAGUUUCUAGUCCAGAAUACACCAAAAAAAUAGAAAACCUUUGUGCUAUGGGCUUUGAUAGGAAUGCAGUAAUAGUGGCCUUGUCUUCAAAAUCAUGGGAUGUAGAGACUGCAACAGAAUUACUCCUGAGUAACUGAGCCAUGUAGAGAGAGAGCUGCUUCGAUAGUCCAGCUUGCCCCUUCUGGAGGAGCAUCACCAUCUGUUAUUUUUAGGAUUCUAUAAUAGAUUCUCUUUUAAAACUGGCACUCUUGCCUGAUGAUGCUAUCUAGGCACUAUUGGAGACUGAAAAAAAGCGCUCUGUAAAUAAAGCUAAUUAAACGUCUGUGUAAAUUUAAAA